Messenger RNA from Candidozyma auris, 438 nucleotides. Its product is annotated as ribosome-associated Tef1p biogenesis chaperone CHP1. Gene Ontology annotation, cellular component: cytoplasm. The record is from RefSeq and is a predicted model, not a curated record. The transcript has a single exon. Bases 1 to 438 code for a protein of 145 amino acids. NCBI's taxonomy places the organism in Eukaryota, Fungi, Ascomycota, Pichiomycetes, Serinales, Metschnikowiaceae.
AUGGCUACCAAAUUUGACGCUGAGAAGGCCGAAAACCUCGAGGACAUUGAAAAACAGUUUGCUGUGAAAGCAGUCCAACAGGCUGAGGCUUACUGGAACUUGAUAUCCAAAGUGAAGGCCUCCUCAUUGAGAUUGACCAACUACGACAAUGAGAUCUACGAAGCUUUAAUCGAGGACUUCCCUGAAUUCAAGGAAAAAGAUGCCGCUUUUGAGAUCAGCGAGGACAAGAUGAAGAGCAAAGAAGGCAAGGCCAAGUGGAGAGCGUUUUGUGAAAAGUUCAAGGAGAUUGACGACUACAAUUUCGGUACACUUUUGAGAGUAAAGGCCGAUGACGAGUACUCGCAAGAAAACUCGAUCUUCGUUGUCAGAAUCCAGUUCUACGCCAUUGAAAUCGCUAGAAACAGAUACGGGUUGAACGACUGGGCCUCCGGCAACUAA